Molecule: messenger RNA, 1604 nt
Organism: Heterocephalus glaber (naked mole-rat)
Lineage: Eukaryota; Metazoa; Chordata; Mammalia; Rodentia; Bathyergidae
Gene: Eif2b3
Product: eukaryotic translation initiation factor 2B subunit gamma
Biological process (GO): cytoplasmic translational initiation; biosynthetic process
Cellular component (GO): eukaryotic translation initiation factor 2B complex; guanyl-nucleotide exchange factor complex
Molecular function (GO): translation initiation factor activity; guanyl-nucleotide exchange factor activity
Source: RefSeq, a predicted model, not a curated record
UGCGCCUUUGGGCUGUCAGUCUGAGGCGGCGUGGAGGGCGCUGGGAGCUUGGCGACCCGCAGGGAGCUGAGGUGAAGCUGUGGCUUCUGUCUGGCAGGCCGCGCGCGAGCUGGCUGAUUCAGUUUAUAAAAAUGGAAUUUCAAGCAGUAGUGAUGGCAGUUGGUGGGGGAUCUCGGAUGACAGACCUGACUUCCAGCAUUCCCAAACCUUUGCUUCCAGUUGGGAACAAACCUUUAAUUUGGUACCCAUUGAACCUGCUUGAGCGUGUUGGAUUUGAAGAAGUCAUUGUGAUUACAACCAAGGAUGUCCAAAAGUCUCUAAGUGCAGAAUUCAAGAUGAAAAUGAAACCAGAUAUUGUGUGCAUUCCUGAUGAAGCUGACAUGGGAACUGCAGAUUCUUUGCGCUACAUAUAUCCAAAACUUAAGACAGAUGUGUUGGUCCUGAGCUGUGAUCUGAUAACAGAUGUUGCCUUACAUGAGGUUGUGGACCUGUUCAGAGUUUAUGAUGCAUCACUCUCCAUAUUAAUGAGAAAAGGCCAAGAGAGCUUAGAGCCAGUUCCAGGUCAAAAGGGGAAAAAGAAAACAGUGGAGCAGCGUGACUUCAUUGGAGUGGACAGCACAGGAAAGAGGCUGCUUUUCAUGGCUAAUGAAGCAGACUUGGAUGAAGAGCUGGUCAUUAAGGGAUCCAUCCUACAGAAGUAUCCCAGAAUACAUUUCCAUACAGGCCUCGUGGAUGCCCAUCUCUACUGCUUGAAAAAAUACGUUGUAGAUUUCCUAAUGGAAAAUAGAUCAAUCACUUCUAUCCGGAGUGAGCUGAUUCCAUACCUAGUAAGAAAACAGUUUUCCUCAGCUUCCUCACAACAGGGACAAGAAGAAAAAGAGGAAGAUAUAAAGAAAAAGGAACCGAAAUCCUUAGAUAUUUACAGUUUUAUAAAAGAAGCCAAUACACUGACCUCGGCUCCCUAUGAUACCUGCUGGAAUGCCUGUCGCAGAGAUAGAUGGGAAGACUUGUCCAGGUCACGGGUGCGCUGUUAUGUGCACAUCAUGAAAGAGGGGCUCUGCUCUCGAGUGAAUACGCUGGGACUCUACAUGGAAGCAAACAGACAGGUGCCCAAAUUGCUGUCUGCUCUUUGUCCAGAAGAAUCAUUGGUCCAUUCAUCAGCCCAGAUUGCUAGCAAACAUCUGGUUGGAAUUGACAGCCUCAUUGGACCAGAUACACAGGUUGGAGAGAAGUCAUCAAUUAAACGCUCAGUCAUUGGUUCCUCCUGUCUCAUAAGAGAUAGGGUGACUAUUAGCAAUUGCCUUCUCAUGAACUCAGUCACUGUGGAAGAAGGAAGCAACAUCCAGGGCAGUGUCAUCUGCAACAACGCUGUGAUUGAGAAGGGAGCAGACAUUAAGGACUGUUUGGUUGGAAGUGGCCAGAGGAUUGAAGCCAAAGCAAAACGAACAAAUGAGGUGAUUGUGGGAAAUGACCAGCUCAUGGAAAUCUGAAUUCCAAGCAAGUCAGACUCCUUCUUUUUGGCAUCCAAAACUACAGAUGUUGGCUGGCCCACCUGUUUGACUCUGUAUUUAUUUUCCAAUAAAGAAGGACUUCCAAACACAUUC